UCUUCUCUUGAUUCUUCAUAGCUCUUGAUCAUCCUAACUUGGAAGAUAAACAUCGUCACUGGGUUCGCACUGCCCUUGCCUAUGCUUGGGAAAUAGAGGAUUUCGACGACCUUGUUGAUCCUCGUCGCUUGUUUGACUGUUGUCUAUGCCCUCAACCUUCAAAGUACGUUUUAGAGAAAAUCCGUCAAGAAGAGAAGAGUAAGAUCGUCCUCACUUCGUCUCUCUCUCUCUCUCUCUCUCUCUCUCUCUCUCUCUCUUUACUGUCUAAUUGCGUCUUCCUUUUUCUCCUCCUUUUUUAUUUUUAUUUUUAUUUUUUUUUAUAGCAGAAAUGGCCACUAGAUAUAGCAAAGAUAAAUACGCCUGUAUUAGGAACUUGAAGAACAAACCCUUAGCCAACCUAACUUCUGACUCGAAGAAAAGAAAAUUGAGUGACGAGAAAGCUGAUACCACUGCCCUUCCAUCUACUCAUGUUGCCCCUUCUUCUUCAACCCUAUCUUUGGAAGUAACUGUCGUCAUGCCCCCGAUUACCCAUGCAAAAGGCAAAAGCAAAAUUGGAAUGAGUGUAUGGGACGACCUUGCUACAGCUUUGGGUCGUGCGCACAAUGUGAUUACCAAUGAUGAGUUGAAGGGUUUGUUGUCCAUUCCCUCCCACGAGCUCGUUAGUCGAAAUAUUCAUAAGUUGGUGCAGGUCCUUGGGGAGUCGUUGCGUAUCACAAUUGAUUACUUGGAUGUGGAGGAGAAAGUCGUAAUGGCUACUUUGAAGGCAGAAUCCGUUGAGGUUGAGUGUUCCCAGUUGAAGAAAGAUUUGAUUGCUGUCAUGAACGAGAGGAACGAUGAGAAACAGAAAAUAAAGGAGCUUACGGAAGCCCUGCGUGUGGAUAAGGCUCUUUUUGUUCAGAAGGACGAAGAAAUUCAAGCUGCCCUUCUAAAGACUGACGACGAGAGAGAUAAGAUCAUCCAAAAAUUUAAGCAAUCAGAGGAAAUUUCAGAUCUCCAGUUCAUGCAGUAUUUUAAGGGGUUUGAGCUUCUAUGUCGGUGGACAAUGAAGCACCACAGCUUGGCCGUAGACUUUUUUGGUCUGGAUUACGAGAAAAUUGAAACGGAGAUUCUUGAAGACGAAGCAAAGGAGCAGGAAGAGACUGAAUCUGGUGUCAUGAAGAAAGACCCCGCUAUGAGCAAGGUUACUGAAAAAAAUGCUGACAAGUUUGUUGUUCUUACUUCAUGAUUUCUUUUUUUGUUUUAAG
Messenger RNA from Quercus robur (English oak), 1244 nucleotides. RefSeq lists its product as uncharacterized. The record is from RefSeq and is a predicted model, not a curated record. Lineage: Eukaryota; Viridiplantae; Streptophyta; Magnoliopsida; Fagales; Fagaceae. Bases 329 to 1225 code for a protein of 298 amino acids. The transcript is spliced from 2 exons.